This is a messenger RNA of Eriocheir sinensis (Chinese mitten crab), 1388 nucleotides long. Its product is annotated as keratin, ultra high-sulfur matrix protein-like. The record is from RefSeq and is a predicted model, not a curated record. The transcript is spliced from 9 exons. NCBI's taxonomy places the organism in Eukaryota, Metazoa, Arthropoda, Malacostraca, Decapoda, Varunidae. The coding region runs from base 117 to 1082 and encodes 321 amino acids.
CACACUGCUGCUGCUGCCUGCGACCCCGCCACACCCGCCCACUGCAUCAAGACCACCAACUCUGUCUGCCUGUCUGUCCCCGCAGAGACCACCGACACCAGCAACCAAAAGCCGCGAUGAGGACUGCGCUUGUAGUAGGACUGCUGACGCUGCUGGCUCUGGCACGCUGUGAACCCGAAGCUGGUGGUGAGAAGCACGGGGAUGACUCCAGGACCGUUGAUGCCGACACGACAAAAAUUUUGGGUCUGCGAGACCAGCCACAGGAGCUACACCUGCUGCUGGGGCUGGGGCUGGGACUGGGACACGGACGCUGUCUCAUGCAGACGGGCUGCAUUGCUGCCGGUGGAUUUUGUUUCCGAGACGUUCAAGGCGUCAACACUCCAGAUUGCGACUUCAGACUAAACGACCGCAUGUUAUGUGGUUCCAACUGCAAGUGCUGCCUCAAUUGUUCCGAAGAAAAUUGUGGUGAUUCUGGAAGCGGCACGUGCAAGGCUGACUGUGAUGAGGGUGAAUUCACCAGGGAAAACUGUGGCGCAUCUCCUUGCAAGUGCUGUGAACCUUGUGAAGCUGCAACCUGUGCUGGCCGCUGUGUGGGUGACCCCGACUCCUGCAAUCCAGACGAGUACGUCGGGGGGGACUGUGGCUUCGGGAGCUGUUCCUGCUGCGCGACUUGUGAAGCAGGUUUUGAUUGUGAGGCGGCCGGGGGUGAAUGUGUCAACGUUAACACUCCGUGCGAAGCCGGCACGUGGCCAAACCUUUUCGCUGGCUGCAACGACGGCAGCUGCCAGUGCUGUGCCACCUGCAAUACCAGCAGUGAAUGUGCUGACCAAGGCAACCCGGGGAGAUGCGUGAACGACGAUAUGUAUUGCAGCGCUACAAAUGAAUACAUCACAAGUGAUCCAUGUGGCGACGAUACCUCCUGCUUCUGCUGCAAGACCUGUCUGCCGGACCCUUUAUGUGAAUUUCAGGGUGGCCAAUGUGUCAACAAUGAAGACCAAAGUGGUUCAUGUGCCGCGGGGUAUGAACCGUCUGAGUGCGGCGGAUGCAACACUGAUGACUGCACCUGCUGUGUUCCGGAGUGAUGGUGAACCCGAGCCGCCGCCACCGCCUGCACGACCCGCUGCCCUGACCUUGGACCGACCCUGCCCCGCCCUACCUUCAUGCACGGACGGCCUGCACGUGCACGCUGAUCCUCUGCAGAGUAUUCACUUCUCCUUCUUCUCAGGCUUCAUGCCAGAGCACCCUUCCGCAAAGAAUAAAAUUAUAAAAAAAAUAUAUGCACAAACUUCAGCAGGCAAGAAUUUUUACUUUCGAAAUUCUGCGCAUGUUCAGCACGCAAUAUGUGUGUACUGUUCAGAAUAUAUGCUGCAAAUAAAAUAGAAGCAAUC